AUGGGCUCCGCAAUGCUGCAGCACCUCCCCUCAGCAUGGCACGUCGACCAAGCCAUUAUCACCGAAGAACGCCGCAUAGUGUGUCUCCGCUUCGGCAACGACGCAGACCCCGCAUGCAUGGACAUGGACGAGAAACUGUACAAGAUUAUGGAGAAAGUCAAGGACUGGGUAGUCAUUUACCUCGUGGACAACAAGCAAGUCCCCGACUUCAACGUCAUGUACGAAAUCUACGACCCGUGUACUGUCAUGUUCUUCUGGCGCAACAAGCAUAUCCAAGUCGACUUUGGAACGGGGAAUAAUAACAAGAUUAAUUUCCCGAUCAGCGACAAGCAGGGGCUGAUUGAUAUACUCGAGAUGGUGUAUCGCGGGGCGAGCAAGGGCAAGGGUUUGGUUGUUAGUCCGAAAGAUUAUUCUACAAGGUGGGCUUAUUAG
Molecule: messenger RNA, 432 nt
Organism: Bipolaris zeicola 26-R-13
Lineage: Eukaryota; Fungi; Ascomycota; Dothideomycetes; Pleosporales; Pleosporaceae
Exons: 2
Coding region: 1-432 (143 amino acids)
Biological process (GO): mRNA splicing, via spliceosome
Cellular component (GO): U4/U6 x U5 tri-snRNP complex; U5 snRNP; spliceosomal complex
Source: RefSeq, a predicted model, not a curated record